AUGGCAACACUGAAGGCGACAGACCCAACUCUCAAAUCCGAUGAUCCCACAACCGAGGGUACCAAUUCUGAGGAUCCAAAGCCUGAGGAUCCAGAGUCAGAGAACCCCCCGGCCGAGGAAAUGAAGCCAGAGGAUCCCAAGCCUGAGAGCCCCCAGACCGAGGAAAUAAAGCCUGAGGAAGAGGAGGGCCAGGGCCUGCACGCAGCCACUAUGCCGAAAAUACCGUCCCUGCCAACCGCUGUGGCAUCAGAUCGCUGGCAGACCAAUCUUGAGACUCUCCUACGCUUCCCAGGCAUGAUCGCCCUUGCGCUGGGUGUCACCGACUCAGCCUACACAAUCAUUGAGUCUUCCUGGGUUAAGAUCGCCGAGCGAGUCUUCGAAAUACAGACUUGCUGUCUCAUGCAUGCCAAACACAUCACUUUCGAUAUCGCUGCAGACGGAUGGGUUACCUGGGACAUUACUGCCGAGUGGUACGACCGCGUCCUGCAAGAUCUCCAGGGCAAGGGGUUCCGCACUACUUGUACGGCCAUGAUCGCUUUUGUGGCGAGAUUUUACUUGCAGUCUUCGUCUUGGAUCAGGUUUUCCCGAUCCAGAGGCAGGCAGAGGCAUAAGCGAAUCAUGAACGGUCUUAAACCCGAUCCCAGUGCUGCACUGAUCACGCGUUGCUCUUCGCUGGCCAAGGGCUUCACCAACAUCGUUAUGCAGUCCAGGAGGCGCGCAAUCAAGCGGGCAGAGAAACAGCAUCCGUAG
Diaporthe citri is the source of this 750-nucleotide messenger RNA. RefSeq lists its product as uncharacterized. The transcript is spliced from 2 exons. The coding region runs from base 1 to 750 and encodes 249 amino acids. The record is from RefSeq and is a predicted model, not a curated record. NCBI's taxonomy places the organism in Eukaryota, Fungi, Ascomycota, Sordariomycetes, Diaporthales, Diaporthaceae.